Uranotaenia lowii is the source of this 447-nucleotide messenger RNA. RefSeq lists its product as uncharacterized. The transcript has 2 exons. The record is from RefSeq and is a predicted model, not a curated record. The coding region runs from base 11 to 343 and encodes 110 amino acids. NCBI's taxonomy places the organism in Eukaryota, Metazoa, Arthropoda, Insecta, Diptera, Culicidae.
AACCCGGUUAAUGUAUUGUGUUUCUGUUUUAUGUUCCCGGGGCAUUCAUCCCAGGCUGCUCCGAAAUCCACCUACACAGGUGCGGGUACCACUGAGCAUUCUUCCGGUGUGGAUGACAUUUGGUGAUCCGGCCAAAGAUAAUGUUGGGAUGUACGCCCGAGGAAGAGCUCAUAACAUCGCUGUAAUGGUGCGACCAAUCAACUCUUUAUACAAAAUAGUUAAACCGUUCCGGAAUUCUCCGCUCGGAGAUUUGGGGUUUUCGAUUGAUCCGGUAACGUUGCUGCUGCUCACGGAAGCCAAAUCAAUUCAUAGAGAAGAAUAUUCUGCAGAAUUCGCUCGCUAACGGAGAAGAAAAGCUUCCGAUGGCACACCACAGGUGAGCGGCCUCUAAAAAUUCAAAACGACAGCAAGCAUACUAGGAAGUAGUAUAAUUCGAGAAAGACGAGC